Loa loa (African eye worm) is the source of this 1485-nucleotide messenger RNA. Its product is annotated as hemicentin-1. The record is from RefSeq and is a predicted model, not a curated record. Gene Ontology annotation, cellular component: neuron projection. Lineage: Eukaryota; Metazoa; Nematoda; Chromadorea; Rhabditida; Onchocercidae. The coding region runs from base 1 to 1485 and encodes 494 amino acids. The transcript has 11 exons.
AUGUAUGUUGCAAUCUCUAGUCAAGUUAACCAGUUCGUACUUGAUAGGUAUUUGAAUGGUGAAGAAUUUAAAGAUGGUCAUAUAGCUAAGGAUGGUUCGUUAACCAUUGAAAGUGUUGAUGAGCUGCAUCGUGGACAGUUUAAAUGUGUUGCAUCGAAUAAUAUUGGAAAGGAUGAAAAAACAAUCAGUUUGACGGUGCAUACAGCUCCCAUUAUUGAGGGAUCCGAUCAGCUGAAGGUAAUAAUUGCGAAUGUUAAUCAAUCAAUACUACUACCAUGUCCUGCACGAGCUUUUCCAUUACCUUCAAGAUCGUGGAGCUAUGAAGGUGAUCGGAUCUAUGAUGGUUAUAGCCAUGGAUCUGAGAUGAAGUAUACGCAUGACGGAUCACUAGAAAUAGCAACUCCUCAAAUGAAUCAUGCGGGUCGAUACACCUGUCAUGUAUCCAAUUUAGCUGGCGAUGAUCGUAUAACAUAUCUCGUGAAGGUACAAGAACCACCAAAAAUUAUAUCUGAUAUACCAGGUACUAUUGUUGUGGUUCUUGGUCUUAUGUUAGAAAUUCCUUGUCGUGCUGUUGGAACUCCAGAACCAACGAUUACCUGGGAAAAAGAUGGCUUCCAGUUUGUUGUCCAAUGGUGGCGGAUAUGCGAAGAUGUCGUUGUUUGUGGUUCAGUCGUGGAGAAUAAGCGAAGAGGAUCUACCGCCUGCUCGAUCAUUCCGGAUGAUAUUAUUCAUACUGAUUCGGCGGGAACAAUACGUAUCGAAAAAGCGCAAACGUCGCAUCAUGGAAUUUAUCGAUGUAUUGCAACAAAUCCAGCUGGACAUGAUGAACGGAAUACAAUCAUAUUAAUUUUAGAACCACCAACAAUUUCACCGAGUACAUUAUCGGAUUACACCACUGUAGAAGGUGAUCGUAUCGAAUUGCGCUGCUUUGCUAGUGCUAAUCCAUCCCCAACCAUAACAUGGAGUCGAAAGGGAAUACCGAUAUCAGAUGAUAUAUCGCGCAUGCAUGUUAACGAUGAUGGUACUUUGAUCAUUGAUAAUGUGGAGAAUGAUGAUGCCGGUCAUUAUAUAUGUAAAGCAUCCAAUGCUGCUGGUGAUACGGAAAAGGUGGUCCGGUUAGCUGUUAUUAUUCCACCUGAUAUUCCGGAUCAAGGAACGGUUGUGACAGAAACAGUUGUUAUUGGUCAGCCAUUCAGCCUUUAUUGUCCAGUAUUCUCCAUUCCACUACCACAGAUCACAUGGUAUUUGAACGAUCAUUUAAUAGCGGAGAGCGAUGUAAAUAUCGUUCUUUCGGAUGAUCAAAGACGGUUGCAUAUUUUAAAAUCACGUAUUAUGGAUGCUGGAAGUUACAAAUGUGUGGCACGAAAUCCGGCUGGUGAUUCGGCUAAAUUAUUCCAAGUUGAAAUUGUUGUACCACCUAACCUGAAUCAAAGCAUGCAUAAAAACAAAGUAACAGUGCUGGAGAACGAGCAUAUCGAGAAAUGA